ACAGGGUUGAGUGACGCAUGGAAAUUAUUGGAAGCUGACCUACAGGCAAAGUGGUACCUUGAACAUCAAGACUACAAAGAGGCCAAGCGGAAACGUGCCCGUCAGUGGCGCCGGGAGUACCUUGAGCUCAAAUCAGCAGCGGUCCAGAAAGCAAAGAAGGGCAACAUCAAGGCCCACAGCCGACGGACUCGAGUCCAACGGAUGGCACAGAAGGAAGAGACUCGACGGCGACAGAAAGCUCAAGGCAAAGGUUUUUCUGGUGGCCUACAGCAGAUUAAAAUGGCCCAGGUGGCACAAGAUGGUUCCUCCCAUUGGGUCACAUGCCAGUCUAAACGCCUGGUGGAGGAGGGCUGCAUGCACGAGAACUGGCUACGGUAUGACCAGACGCGCUACCCCUACCCUACCCCACCAAUGACUGAACCUUUGUACUCCGACUUCAACGGCCCCAACGCAGAACAGAACAGCAAAGCAUUGCUCCAAGGCCUAUAUGAAAUUGAGACAUCGGACCCUUACUUGGUGUCAUUCAUUGACCAGUGAUUUGUCCCAACCCAAUGGUGCAAUUUGCUCAAUUUUGCGAUUGAAAAGAAACCAUGCAAAAUUUGGGUGGACCUCAUGGGCACGAUUCAAAUGAUGAACUCUGAACUCCAAGCCAACAACAAAAGGGCGGGGAAAUCGGCCAUGGCCUAUGCCGAGAAGCACAAACUGAUCCCUACAGGUCAGCACGGUUCUCACAAGCGUCACCAGGCCAUUGAUCUGGCUCUUACUAAGCGGCUCACAUGGGACCUUCUACAUCUCCAACGCCGUCCUGCGGGGUGGAUAUCCAAUGAUGCCAAGUCCUGCUUUGACCGCAUUGUCCACUGGGUGGCUAUCAUUAGCCUGAUGCGCUUUGGGAUUCAAUGGCGUACCCUUCGCUCCAUGUUUGACACCCUGAUGAAGUCUAAACACCGGGUCCGUAUGGGGUUUGGUGAUUCGGACCGUGUCUUUACUCCUCCGACUCUGACCCCAUUCCAAGGCUGUGGACAGGGCAAUGGGGCAGGACCUCCUAUCUGGUGGCAAUUAGCUCCAUUCUCUUGGGGAUGA
Molecule: messenger RNA, 1080 nt
Organism: Cylindrotheca closterium
Lineage: Eukaryota; Bacillariophyta; Bacillariophyceae; Bacillariales; Bacillariaceae
Source: the annotation of a GenBank genome assembly